Messenger RNA from Lucilia cuprina (Australian sheep blowfly), 780 nucleotides. RefSeq lists its product as uncharacterized. Bases 100 to 549 code for a protein of 149 amino acids. The record is from RefSeq and is a predicted model, not a curated record. Gene Ontology annotation, molecular function: odorant binding. The transcript is spliced from 5 exons. Lineage: Eukaryota; Metazoa; Arthropoda; Insecta; Diptera; Calliphoridae.
UAACUGGAGGUGAAAUUAAAUUUAAACAAAAUUGCAGUGGAAAUAGUAGGAAAUUUAAAGAAACACUUUCAAAGAAAGUGUUAAAACUCUAAAAGCAAUAUGAAUUUAUUGACAAAAAUUUUCAUUUGUUUUACCCUAAUAGCUGUGACUUGUGCGGGUGAUGAUGGUAUGACAGUUAAAGAUAUUGCGGAAGCUUUAAUAUCUUUUAGUGAAGAUUGUGAGCCCAAACCUGAAGAAGAACACAUUAUCGAAGUGAUUAAAAAUGUACCAGAUGCCCAAUAUACUUCGAAAUGUUUCAGACACUGUCUAAUGGCUCAGUUUGAUCUGAUUGCCGAAGGUUCUCAGAUAAUGGAUAAAGAAAAAACCCUUGAUAUGAUGGGUUCAAUGUUUUCAGAUCGUAAAGAUGAUUUAGCUGAAAUAAUCGAUGGUUGUAAUAAUAAAAAUCAGGCCAUUGCCGAUAAAUGUGAAAAUGCUCAUGCACAUGGCAUGUGCAUGUUAGAUCAAAUGAAAGAACGUGGUUUUGAAAUACCCGAUUUAAAGGAUGAAUAAUAAGGACAAAAAACUCGCUCUAUCCUACACCCAGUCUACCUGAUGACGACCUACAAUACAUGAAUAGUGAUCCUGAAUUUCCGAUUUCAAUUUAAACUUAAAUAUUUUAAAUAUUAUUUAUUAAAUGGCAUUAGUUCAUACGGUACCUCAAAGUAGUUUACUUUAGCCCUAAUAUUUGUAUUAAUUUUUUUACAAAAUAAAUGUACAUGAAUAAUGGUGUGGUUAAACAGA